CACAACACAGAGGAAGGGGGAAACUGGGAAAAAGAGGAGAAUGAAGGGGAAAGAAGUGGCAAUAGCGUCGAAUCCAUCUGGCAGCGGCGAAGAGUCAAAUGAGAAGGGCGAGCUCUCCCUGCCCACGGAGAGAAUCUCUGCCCGAAAUGCUUCUUCCAAAUACGAUUUUGUCAAGGUGAAGGUAUGGUUAGGUGAUAAUGCGGAUCACUACUACGUUCUGUCCAGAUUUCUCCUCAGUAGAAUGCUUACUGUCACCAAGAUCCCUAAUCAUGUUGCUAUCAAAAUUGCUCUGGAACUCAAAAAACUGCUCAUUGACAACAGCCUUCUGGACGUCUCCCAAUCAGAUUUGGAAGCUAAUCUAUUUAAGCUUAUGGAGCGGCGGGGAUAUGGGGAAGAAUACAUUAACCGUUAUAAGAUGAUGACGAGAUUUCACCAUCAAAGAGUACCAUUGGUGAUUCUUGUGUGUGGAACUGCUUGUGUUGGGAAGUCAACCAUUGCGACCCAACUUGCACAAAGGCUAAACUUGCCUAAUGUUUUACAGACAGAUAUGGUAUAUGAAUUGCUACGCACAUCAACAGAUGCACCAUUGACAUCUACUCCUGUAUGGGCACGUGACUUCAGCUCGUCUGAGGAACUCAUUACUGAAUUUUGUAGGGAAUGCAGAAUUGUUCGUAAAGGUUUGGCUGGUGAUUUGAAGAAGGCAAUGAAAGAUGGAAAACCCAUUAUAAUUGAGGGGAUACAUUUGGAUCCAAGUAUAUAUUUAAUGAAUGAUGAGAAUAGAGAAUCAAACAAAGUUCCUACAAAAAAAGAAGAGUCCAAAUCUGCGCCUGUUAGUAGAGAAAAGGAAUACAAUUCAAAAAGUGCUUGUGGAAGUCACAGUGGGAGUACCAAUCCUGCAAAUGUUGGCCAAGAAGUAGCUGUAUCAACUGACCAGAUGACAGAAGUUUCAGAGUACCUGAGAUCUCUUGCCUUAAGAGGAAAAGCUCCUGAAAACCAAGGUGAAACUGCCAAAGAUUCAGAGAUAAGGACCAAUCAUUCUACGAAGAAGGAGAAGUCUGCUCCUGAACCUAUAAUUAUACCUGUUGCUCUGAAGAUGGCUGAGUUUGAUCACAAGGCUUUACUAGAGGAAUGGAUUUCUACUAGGACAUUUGUCAACAAAUGUCUAUCCCAGGAUCAAGAUAAGCUUAUUGCCAACCUAAAAACUAUUCAAGAUUACCUUUGCUCUUUUGAAUCACAGGGUCUGACAGUUGUGAAUAUUUCAGCGACAACAUUUCCGCAGACAUUGGAUUGGCUCCACGGAUAUCUUCUUCAGUGUAUUGAACGAGGUAUUUCGUCUGAGCCCAUUGAACCUCAGAGGGGACAGGAUGCAAAUUAGCCAGAUGUAAGCCAAAGCUUUGUCAGGUAUCAUUCUAUAGUCUGCAUCGUACAAGCAUUAAGUGCCUUGCAUUCUGUCAUUCUGUAUCUGAUGUUUUCCAGUCUAGUUCUUGGUCAAGAAAAAGGUCAUUAAUCAUCAAAGGGAUUAGGUCUGCUAGUUUGGUACAGGAAUGUGAUUUAGUGGAAACAUAGCUUCCUCUUUCACCUUCUUUUUUUUUUUCGGGGGGGUGGGGAGUAUGAGAUGAAAAGUUAGAAACAAUGAUCAACAAAUAGUGUAACUGGUCUUCUGUUUUGUGCAAAUUACAUUUAAUUGAGAUUUUAACUAGCAAAUAAUAUAUCUUUACUCUUUAGGGUAUUUGGAAGACCCUUGUAUGGAUGUACCUGCAUUUGGGGGAACCACAAAUCAACAUGGUAUUGCAGGUGGAGAUUACAUUGAGGCUAGUUGUUGGAUGUUGGAGGGAUAAAUGUCAGAAGGUGGACCCCUAAAUGAUCUUUAUGCCGCAAUCCUGUUGACAGCCUGUGAGAUGAAGGCUGUCCCAGAAUAUGUAAGAGUUCCUUUUAUUCCAAGGUGUUGUCCCUGAGAUGCAUUUCUAUUGCACACUUUCAUUGACGACCCCACAACAUCCUUGAACUGUAACUGAGAAACCUGGAAUUUCAAUAUUGUCAGUUGUUCCAUUGAGGAAUCGAACCAUCAAACUUGGUCCAAUGUGCAGAAAAACUGACUGUAGAUGGUUUCUUUUUCUUUUCUUUUUCUUUUUUUUUAUUAUGUUUGUCAGGUAAUAAUCAGCAAUUAUUUCAACGAUUAUAUCAUUCAGAAGUGGUGUACAUGAUGUGCAUGUGUAAUGAUUUUCUAGGAAUGAUGAUCCAAAAUUCUGAGCAAGUUUAUAAUUGUA
Messenger RNA from Telopea speciosissima, 2267 nucleotides. RefSeq lists its product as uncharacterized. Bases 41 to 1375 code for a protein of 444 amino acids. Lineage: Eukaryota; Viridiplantae; Streptophyta; Magnoliopsida; Proteales; Proteaceae. The record is from RefSeq and is a predicted model, not a curated record. The transcript has 15 exons.